Rhincodon typus (whale shark) is the source of this 2679-nucleotide messenger RNA. Its product is annotated as transitional endoplasmic reticulum ATPase-like. Lineage: Eukaryota; Metazoa; Chordata; Chondrichthyes; Orectolobiformes; Rhincodontidae. The record is from RefSeq and is a predicted model, not a curated record. Gene Ontology annotation, molecular function: ATP binding; ATP hydrolysis activity. Bases 1 to 1503 code for a protein of 500 amino acids. The transcript is spliced from 11 exons.
AUGUAUCGCCAUUACAUGGGUGUGUGUUUUGCAGGAGACAUCUUCCUGAUCCGAGGCGGAAUGAGGGCCGUUGAGUUUAAGGUCGUGGAGACUGACCCAACUCCCCACUGCAUUGUGGCUCCCGACACGAUCCUUCACUGUGAGGGAGAGCCAAUCAAACGAGAGGACGAGGAGGAGAAUCUGAAUGACGUCGGGUACGAUGACAUCGGAGGAUGCCGCAAGCAGUUGGCGCAGAUCAAGGAGAUGGUGGAGCUCCCUCUGCGCCACCCAACCCUCUUCAAAGCCAUCGGCGUGAAGCCUCCUCGAGGGAUCUUGCUGUACGGGCCUCCGGGGACUGGGAAAACACUGGUGGCCCGAGCUGUGGCCAAUGAAACCGGAGCAUUCUUCUUCCUCAUCAACGGUCCUGAAAUUAUGAGCAAAUUAGCUGGCGAAUCGGAGAGUAACCUGAGGAAGGCAUUUGAGGAAGCUGAAAAGAACGCCCCAGCCAUUAUCUUCAUUGACGAACUGGAUGCUAUUGCCCCGAAGAGAGAGAAGACUCACGGGGAGGUGGAACGCCGUAUCGUCUCCCAACUGCUGACCCUCAUGGACGGCCUGAAGCAACGUUCUCACGUCAUUGUCAUUGCUGCCACCAACAGACCAAACAGCAUUGACCCUGCCCUCCGCAGAUUUGGUCGGUUUGAUCGGGAAAUCGAUAUUGGAAUUCCAGAUUCCAUCGGGAGACUGGAGAUCUUGCAAAUCCACACGAAAAACAUGAAGCUGUCAGACGAUGUGGAUCUCGAGAGGGCGCGGCAAGCUGCCCCCUGCAUCUUGUUCUUCGAUGAGCUGGACUCCAUUGCGAAGUCUCGGGGAGGGAGCGCUGGCGAUGGCGGGGGGGCAUCGGACAGGGUGAUCAACCAGAUCCUCACCGAGAUGGACGGCAUGUCGGACAAGAAGAAUGUCUUCAUUGUGGGAGCCACAAACAGGCCGGACAUCAUUGACCCAGCCAUCUUGCGACCCGGCCGCUUGGAUCAGCUGAUUUAUAUCCCACUGCCCGACGAGAAAUCCAGGGCGUCCAUUUUGAAAGCUAACCUGAGGAAGUCGCCCAUUGCCAAGAAUGUGGACUUGGCGUACCUGGCCAAAAUAACACAUGGCUUCUCGGGUGCUGACCUGACUGAGGUUUGUCAGCGGGUUUGCAAACUCGCCAUCCGAGAGGCCAUCGAAGCGGAGAUUAAACGGGAGCAGGAACACCAAAACAACCCGGAUGUAGCCAUGGAGGACGACUACGACCCCGUCCCUGAGAUUCGUCGGGACCACUUCGAGGAGGCUAUGAGGUUCGGCCGCCGCUCGGUCAGUGACAACGACAUCCGGAAAUACGAGAUGUUCGCCCAGACGCUGCAGCAGAGCCGCGGUUUCGGAAAUUUCAGGUUUCCGUCCAGCAAUCCGAGUGGCGGCCAGGGGAGUGGUGACGGAGGGAGUGGAGGGAACUUGUAUCGCGAAGAGGGAGAUGAUGACCUCUACAACUGAGCAGCGAGUUCAGAGGUCAAAGAGUACUGGGUCACAGUCUGAGGACAGGCAGCCUUUGCGCACAGCCAAGGACAAAGCUGUUAGCUGCACCGUGCUGGAAAGUGGCACACUUUACUUGGAUUCCGCAUUUACUUCCGCGUUUUUUUGUUUGAACUCUGACCCCAUGUCCCAGGGUUUGGUUUUGGCAGGCACGGCUUCAUGACUCGGUGUUUUGUAUGGUACACGGAGUAAACACACCUGUCCAUUGCCAUGGUUACCGUGUGGGCAUUGGGUGCAUGCUUGUGUGAGUUUGGUGUACCUGUGUGUAUAUAGAAAUAUAUAGAGGUACAUGUGUGAGUGUGAGCUCAGUUAUGACUGCCAUCCAUUCAGAUGCAGGCAAGAAAGCUCAGUCUUUCACGAUGUGACUAAACCAAACCAAAGGCCUGGUCCCUGGAGACAGAAGAAGACCCUUUCUGAUAGGUGAGGUACUUGUCACAGAGCCAUACAGCAUGGAAACAGACCCUUCGGUCCAACCAGUCCACGAUGAGCAUAAUCCCAAACUGUGUGGUAUUCCCUAAAGGAUUUCAAUGCUGUACAUUGAGAGGGAUCCAAAUUGUCUCUCUAAACCCAUUGUCUCACCUGUCUCAAUUUCUGUCUACCUUAGAACUGAUUUUAUGGCCAAUCCUGUAUUACAAACUGGAAUAUGUUAUACAGACUCCAUGUGCUAAGACCAGGGACAGGAUGUGUCUCUGCAGCCAUGAUGAGGAUCGGGUCUCAGUCACCAACCUCCCAGCUUUUUGUAUAUGGGAUCAGACUGAGUGCUCUCUGCUCUCUCCAACUCCACCCCAAGCACCUCAGAUUGGCAACUCUCAUCCCCCUUCUCAUAUCUGUUCAUCCCCUUGAGAGGAUCAAUCCCUCCCCUAUCUCUGUCACCUCCUUCAGCCCUACAAUUGACCCUCUGGUUUGGACACUACGUUGUGUCACCUUGAGAGCACCCCCUCCCCACACACGGGCCUGAGGUGUGAUCCUCUGCAGGCCCCAGGCCUCAGUGUAAAUUAUGCCAGCCAGCUGGGAGUGGGGCCAACUCUCCAGCUCAGAAUGCCCCAGGCACAACAGGAAAUGAAGUUAACGCUCCAGGCUGCAGCUGUGACGUGGAUAGUGUAGGAUCUAUGUAAUAAAAAUAUGGGUUUACUUGAA